UCUUGUGAACUCACCCAGAACCUCCACCUCUGACACCAUGGUCAACUCCUGCUGUGGCUCUGUCUGCUCUGAGGAGGGCUGUGGCCAAGGCUGCUGCCAGCCCAGCUGCUGUCAGCCCAGCUGUUGUGUGUCCAGCUGCUGCAGACCAUCUUGUUGCAUCUCCAGCUGCUGCCGCCCCUGCUGUAGCAGUUCCAGCUGUUGUGGAUCCAGCUGCUGCCGUCCCAGCUGCUGCAUUUCUAGCUGCUGCAGGCCUUCCUGCUGCAGGCCCAGCUGCUGUGUGUCCAGCUGCUGCAGACCAUCUUGCUGCAUCUCCAGCUGCUGCCGCCCCUGCUGUGGCAGUUCCAGCUGUUGUGGAUCUAGCUGCUGCCGUCCCAGCUGCUGCAUUUCUAGCUGCUGCAGGCCCAGCUGCUGUGUGUCCAGCUGCUGCAGACCAUCUUGCUGCAUCUCCAGCUGCUGCCGCCCUUGCUGUGGCAGUUCCAGCUGUUGUGGAUCCAGCUGCUGCCGCCCCAGCUGCUGCAUUUCUAGCUGCUGCCGCCCCAGCUGCUGUGUGUCCAGCUGCUGCAGGCCUCAGUGCUGCAUCUCCAGCUGCUGCCGCCCCACCUGUUGCCAGACCUCCUGCUGCCGCCCAGCAUGCUCUAGCAGUUCUUGCUGCUGAGCGCUCUCACACAUAUUCUCCUGUUCUCCACCACCCAGCAUUCCUGAUGUGGCCCACCUGUGUGAGCUGAGUUCCGAGAGGCCCAGCGUAAAGCCUCUGAUACAAUUGAGAUUAACUGGGACAACAAAUAUAUUGCUCCACUCCUGCUUGUCUCUGUCUGAAUGAACAUACAUUCGCGCUUUCUUUGAACUCUUCAAACUCUUGCAUUAAUUUGUCUUUGCUAUACUUUAAAAAAAAUCAAGUU
Molecule: messenger RNA, 899 nt
Organism: Peromyscus leucopus (white-footed mouse)
Lineage: Eukaryota; Metazoa; Chordata; Mammalia; Rodentia; Cricetidae
Product: keratin-associated protein 4-3-like
Exons: 1
Coding region: 38-655 (205 amino acids)
Cellular component (GO): keratin filament
Source: RefSeq, a predicted model, not a curated record